This is a messenger RNA of Rubroshorea leprosula, 844 nucleotides long. The record is from the annotation of a GenBank genome assembly. Lineage: Eukaryota; Viridiplantae; Streptophyta; Magnoliopsida; Malvales; Dipterocarpaceae.
GCCAGAUUCUCUUCUCUACUCCAUCUUCUUCUCUUAACUACUCUGCAUCCUGUUAAAUUAGCCUAUGGCUUCCAAUAAGUUUAAGUUUUUAUUUGGGUUGAUUUCCCUUAUUAUAGCUACUUCCUCUGCUCAGUUGUCCUUUAUUUUACGCGACAACAUGCCCCAAUGCACUUUCCACCAUUAAAUCAGCAGUGUCAUCCGAAGUCAAGAAAGAGGCUCGCAUGGGAGCUUCCUUGCUUCGUCUUCACUUCCAUGACUGCUUUAAGAGAUUCAACCACAGCAAGUCAAACUGCUGCUAAUUCCAACCUCCCCUACCCAUCCUCAAGUCUUAGUGUCCUUAUCAGUAACUUCUCCAACAAAGGUUUCACCGCUAAGGAAAUGGUAGCUCUUUCAGGAUCACAUACAAUUGGACAGGCUAGGUGCUCCACCUUCCGAAGCCGUAUCUACAACGAGACCAACAUUGAUUCCACCUUUGCAACAUCACUACGGGGAAAUUGUCCGAGCAAAGGGGGAGACAAAAACCUUGCUCCUCUAGACACAACAAGUCCAACAUCAUUUGACAAUGCAUACUUUAAGAAUUUGUUGAACAAGAAGGGACUUUUGCAUUCCGACCAGGAGCUCUUCAAUGGAGGUUCCACAGACUCUCAAGUUACCGCAUACAGCAACAACGCCGGAACGUUCAGCACAGACUUUGCGAAUGCGAUGGUAAAGAUGGGGAAUCUGAGUCCACUCACGGGCUCAAAUGGCCAAAUCAGGAAGUGUUGUAGGUAGGUCAAUUGAGUUUGGAUGGCACAGAGGCUUGGAAUUGUCCUUUUCUGUUUAGGAAUAAAAUGGUUGGGUUGUU